UUGCUUGAAGCCGUCAUUCAACUUCCAUUCAGCGACAAACAUGUGAUCGGUCGAGUUGUGGCCAAUAUCGCCUGGAAAACUCAAACGUCGCGAGAGAACAUAGCCUACAUCGGCUUGGGCAUGUUUGGAGUUUACAUGGUAACUGGUUACUUCGCAGGGCUAAUUUGUAAUCUCAUAGGAUUCGUCUAUCCAGCAAUUGUUUCUAUUAAAAGCGUAGAAUCUGGAGAAAGAAGAAACGAUGCAAAGUGGCUAAUUUAUUGGACGGUGUUCGGUCUGUGCUCAAUGCCAGAUUUAUUCUCCCAAACAAUCCUGACCUGGUUUCCAAUUUACUGGCUGUGCAAAUGCGUCUUCUUUUUGUGGCUCUACUUGCCAUCGACGAACGGAACCGAGGCUUUUUACAACAAGAUAAUUAGUCCAUUUAGCAAAACGUACCUCUCUCUAUUAGACACUAUUGUACGAUAGGA
Molecule: messenger RNA, 464 nt
Organism: Soboliphyme baturini
Lineage: Eukaryota; Metazoa; Nematoda; Enoplea; Dioctophymatida; Soboliphymatidae
Source: the annotation of a GenBank genome assembly